AUGGGAAACACUUCUAGGGAGUCCGUUUUCGAUGGCUCUAUCCCAUCUAAGGAGACUCCAUCCAACACCCAGCCCGAUCAGUCCCUCUUUACAUCACAAAGUGCUCUCGCUUACACGGGGGGUGUCACCGCGGGACUGGCUCCUGUCGGCACUCUUCUCCAGCAACCCCAGAGCACCGCGUCAAGCAUAGCUGCCCGAGGCGAUAAGGUUCACCGUGAGGUCUACGACGCUUUGGCCAAGUUCAGCCAGGCAUCAACCAAGUAG
Hypoxylon trugodes is the source of this 264-nucleotide messenger RNA. RefSeq lists its product as uncharacterized. The record is from RefSeq and is a predicted model, not a curated record. NCBI's taxonomy places the organism in Eukaryota, Fungi, Ascomycota, Sordariomycetes, Xylariales, Hypoxylaceae. The transcript is spliced from 2 exons. Bases 1 to 264 code for a protein of 87 amino acids.